UUCACGAUGGAUUUCACGAUGCUCUUCUUUUCCAAAUCCUCUGCCUUUUCCACCAUCGACCAUCGAUCAUCUACCUUUUCCAGACCAUCGAUCUCCUUCAUCAGACCACCGAAGACGGGAUCGCAACGUCCUUUCCCAUUCCCUUUCACGAUGCUCUGGCUUUCCCAAUCCUCUGCCUUUCCCAUCGCAUCCGAUAUCUCCUUCCUCAGACCAGCGAUUUGCUUAAGACCAUCGAUUUCCUUCAUCAGACCACCGACGACGGCAUCGCAUCCACCAUACCCACCAUCGCAUCCGAUAUCUCCUUCCUCAGACCACCGAUUUGCCUAACACUAUCGAUCUCACCCAUAUCCACUUCACUAGGUUUCACCACGUCGAAACCUUUACUGUUUUUCUCCCAUUGACAUCGAGUUGUGAGUACUGAUAGAGAAACACGCAUGGAAGAAGAAACAAAGAGGAAAAAGAGAGGAGAAGAAGAAGAAAAGAGGGAUACUGGCAGCAGAAAUUUCAGGGAUUGUUAUCUGCUCCAUCACAAAUAGCAGAGAAAGGGGCAUGGGAGGGAUCCUUCUCACAAAUCGCAGAAACUCAGGAUUUUAUGUUGAACUUGGAGGAAAGAGAGGAGGGAGAAGGGGAAAGGAAGGUUGCAAGUGACAAUGAAUUGAAUUUCAGGGACAACCGAUUGAAAGUGAGGAGAAUUAUACACCUCCUCCAAAUUGUUUUACUAUUGUUUUUUAGAAGAUAAAAUGCCUCUUAGAUUGGUAUUUUUGAAUGAAUUCUAAAGUAAUAUUCAUCAAAUCCGUAAAGAAGGGGAAGCAAUAUUCAUAAGGUGUAAAUUAGAAUCGGUGAGAACCACAAAGAAGCUCUACCUAGAGAUGAAUGUUUGGAAGCUCACUAUAUGUUUUGUAGGGAUUUGGCAUUUUGUUAUCUGGGUUAUUUGGUAAUACAACUACAAGACGAGCACAGUCAGGAGAGUAUAACUUAUCGUCAACAAGUGGAACAAGAGUUUAUAUUGAUUUGGAAAUUUCUGAGAUUGCUAAUUUCAAAGAUCAGUAUAGAAUUCAAUUAAAGGUUGAAGAUAGCUCAGAAAUGACCAUAUUCAUCAAAGAGGAAGAGAAAAAGAAUAGUUUACAUCUUUAUACACAAUAGCUUGCCCGUGCAUCGCACGGGUUAGUGACUAGUAUUAUAUAUAUAGAUACACACAAUUCUGUCCCUAAUUAGCCCUCCCACCCAAUAGCUAAACGCCUAGUUCCAUUGCUGAAAAUAGAGACUUACAGUUGGAGGCUGAAAGGUUGGACGUCCUCUGAGCAUUAAUCUCACUGGUUGGGUGGCAUCAGCAGGUGGAAUCUUUAAGAUUUGGAAUCUUUUAUUUUAGGGUUUAGGGUUGAGGGAGAGAGAGGGAGAUACAUUGGUGCAGAAAACAUGAAUGUGGUCCCUACAAAUGGACCAAACUACCUUCCCUUGAUCAUGGACAGGGGUUUUGUUGGUGUAUUGCAUGAUUGAUAUCUUUUCAAUUGGCUGUCUUGUUCCAUGCUUGAACCUGUUCGUAAAACACGAGAUGCAACGUUCUUUGUGAACAAUUCUAGUGAUAUUUAGGUUCCACGUGGACCAGAGCAGCCAGGUGCUGUUCAAAUUACCAUGCUGGAGCUGGCAGCACAAGGACAUGCUUCAAAGAAACUGGAAAGAUGAGUGUUAACAGUACAAGUUGGUUCAAAGCUGCUAGUUUACCAGCAAUUGCCUGUCUUUUAGCUACUCCUCUAGUCUUAUACAAGUUAUAUCCUCCUGAAACCAAAGACACACCAGAUGCCCCUGCCAUGGCUGCAAAGAAAUUGGAGCAUAUGGGUCCUGUUACAAGAAAUGAGUGGGUGAUGGUCGGUACAAUGCUCCUUGCAGUCCCUUUGUGGGUCUUUGGGUACUUAAUAUACCGACUAAGAUUAAUAAGGGGACUGUUGAAAUCAUCACCCCUGUAGAGCUUAUUAAGAAGGGUGACAAGGUUGGGUCCUCCAAGGCUGCCCUCCUUGCAGAGCUUGGCAGAAGGCCAUUCUCUUAUGGCCUCGUUGUUCUUCAAGUUUAUAACGAAUGACAAGGUCCUUUAUCUUGUCAAAGACGUAGAGGCACAUUACCAGGAACUUGAGAAAUACUGUCCAGUACGUUUGAUGCCUUCUUCCACCAUCGAACGUACGAGACGGUCUUUCUGAAGCUCCUUGUAAUGUCCCUCUGCGUCUUUGACAAGAGAAAGGACCUUGUUAUUCAUUAUUACUUCAUAGUGGCCCUUCUUCUGUCGAUAAAAGUAUAAUGUUGAAUGAGCUGUUGGUGCCAUAUUGUCAGCAACUGAUUCAGUUUGCACGCUGCAGUAUUGUAUUCGGUGAGGGAGUGGUGAAUGAUGCCACCUCUAUUGUGCUUUUCAAUGCAGUCCAAUCACUUGAUGUCAGCAACAUUGAUCUGCUUACAGCAUUGAAAUUCUUGGGGACCUUCCUUUACCUCUUCUUCACCAGUACUGCUCUUGGUAUAGCAGGACAAGGAGCUUGUCAUUUCCUUCAAUGGGAGGAUACUCAAGAAAUUACCACAAUUAAUGAUCUUGUAGAUGAAAGCAAACAUGGCAUAUCUGUAGAUUCUACUUCAACAAGCCAUGAGUUAGUCACUAAAAUGGGUGAUUUGAGUAUUAAUAAUUUAAAGAGGAAGUUUGAUUCACUAGAGAUGGAAAAUCCUCAACAUCUCCCAACUUCUGUGGCUGUACAUGAACAUUUUGAGAAAGAUCAAGAGCCUGUCAUAGAGAGGAGUGAACAUGAUGAGACUUCAGAGAAUUUAACAUCUACAAAGUAUAUUGAUCCAUCACGAGUUGAGGACUCUUCAAAUCUCCAAGACCUAGUUGUGCUGGAGGUUGAGUUGACUGCAAUACAAGGAAUACAUGGAGAAUCUAUUGGAGUAUCUAAUAUAUUUUUUGCUUUGGGGACAGAGCCCUUCAAAGAUCUUGAUAGAAUAUUCUCAGAGAUCGAGACUGAAUUUGAAGACCAAAGGGCAAAUAAUGCAAUAGAAGGAUGGGAGAACAUGGGUCAAGAAAAUGGACAUGUUCCUGCUCAGCACACUGUAAUUGAUCUUCAUUAUUACAGCACAGUUGAAGAGUUGGUGGAAGUGGGUCCUGAAAAGUUAAUAAUCGAAGCUUGCUAUAGGUACAAUUUAGAGCUACACAAGAAAGAAGAGAUUGCUGAGGAAAUUGCACGGUUGAGGAGUGCGGUUAGUGCUAUAACGGAGUCAAAGAAAUCUGCAAAGGGGGCUCCAGCACAACUUCUGGAUGCAUUUAGCAAGUUAGAGGUCAAUAAUAAUCGGAACCUAGAGAGGGCCAUGAAAGAGAUUACCUCAUGAGGGUUCCUCCCCCCAGUUCCCUACCACCUCAUCCAGGAUUCUCCAUGGUUAAGUCAAUGGCAAUGAGUGAGGUAUUGGAUGCGACCAAGGAGAAGAUGUUUUGCAAGCCUUGUUCCUGACAGCAGUGCAAAGGCACUUUGUAGGUAUACUGAAAUGGUUGAUGAUGUUAUCAGAACACAAGCUGAAAAAUUACAAGCAGCCAGUUAGUUAACCCGAGUAAGGCUCAAAGAGAUGGAAAUUCCUGAUUCCAUUCUAGCUUUAGAAGGGAAUUUCACUCUCCCAAUGGAGCUCAAAGAAGAUGUGGAGGCAGUGCAGAUAAGUGGGGGCCCUGCUGGUUUGGAAGCAGAGUUACAGCAACUUAGGGAUCUGAGGAGGGUCAACCAGGAAAUGCUGGUCCAGAUAGCAGAGUUACAGCAAAAUAUGAUUGCAUUAGUGAAGAUAUUGCCCACAAUAUUGAGGCACAAGAACAACUGUUGCUGCAAAUCCAGGCUCAGAAUGAUAAUUUUUCAACCAUCUUUAAUCUUGAAGAUUAUAAAGCAUCUCGUGAGAAAUGUUACUAGCAGAUUCAAGCUGCCAUAGCAAAGUUCCGAGAGAUUAAGGAGAACAGCAAUGAGGGACUGAAAUUUUAUGUUACUCUACAGUGCCGGGAAAUGACUGAAGAUGUGCAAAGACAAAUGGCGGGCCUCAGUUUCCAAGAUAAUAAAAACGCAGGUGCUUACAACAACUACCCUUCAGGCAUGAGUAUGGCCAACCUGCUUAUCCGGGGUGUCAAGGCCCAUACGACAAUGCCCAUGCACAACAAUCUGGAUCUCAUCCUCGGCCUCCUUACACCAUCCCAGCUCCAUACCUUCCUCCUCACCAAAGUGGCUACUAUAAGCAACAAUAGUGUAGCUGUGUAGCAUCUAUCCAUUUUGGCUAUAUAAUUUGAUUGUUUUUUAUAUGGAAUUUGUCACUUUGUUCCAUCCUUGGUUAAAUGGAUUCGAUUUAGCUAGAUCUUAUUUAUGAUCGUAUAGCCUCUUCAUAAUCUGUAUGCUGGUUUGCCUAAUGCUUUGUAUGUGAAUUGCAUAGCUUGUACAAGGAUUUUUCUAUGUACAGCUUUUAAAUUAUGUUGACAUUUACCGAAAUGAUACUAAUUUGAUAAAUAAAAAUCAUCUAUUUCACCUUUUCUGUUC
Molecule: messenger RNA, 4529 nt
Organism: Quercus lobata
Lineage: Eukaryota; Viridiplantae; Streptophyta; Magnoliopsida; Fagales; Fagaceae
Exons: 19
Coding region: 2290-3357 (355 amino acids)
Biological process (GO): proton transmembrane transport; regulation of intracellular pH; potassium ion transmembrane transport
Cellular component (GO): plasma membrane
Molecular function (GO): sodium:proton antiporter activity; potassium:proton antiporter activity
Source: RefSeq, a predicted model, not a curated record